Molecule: messenger RNA, 1353 nt
Organism: Lotus japonicus
Lineage: Eukaryota; Viridiplantae; Streptophyta; Magnoliopsida; Fabales; Fabaceae
Product: AUGMIN subunit 1
Exons: 6
Coding region: 200-1072 (290 amino acids)
Biological process (GO): spindle assembly
Cellular component (GO): HAUS complex; cytosol
Source: RefSeq, a predicted model, not a curated record
UUCAUACCCAAUUUUGUUUAGUGUAUUUAAAAAAAUCUAUUUUAAAAAACUUAAUUUCAAUUUUGUCACUGAACACAUUCAAAUCCAUCUUCAACCUUCUUCGAGUACAAAGCAUGCUAUCUCCAUUGAUCUGUGCAUGAUCCCUAUCUUCCUUUGCUUCACAGCAACACUGUGAUUGUUUCCAUUUCGGAGCGCAUCAAUGUCCGAUCAAGAUGCGGCGGCGACGGCAACCGAAGCAUCUGGUGUCGGAGAAGUGAAGGAAUGGCUCGCCAAAACCUUCGAACUCGCCGGCAAACCCGUCCCGGAAUUCGAGUACACUCCUCGCAGCGUCUCCCACCUCCACCAUCUCUUUACCCUCUCCAAAGCCAAAGACGAAGCCGCGCGCCUCGUCGCUCGCGAUUUCCGCACCAAAGCCUCCGAGUAUCGAUCCCAAGCUGCUAGGAUUAGAGAGAUUCUGGAGAAUGUGGGAUUGGCCCAAGAGAGCUUGCCGUCCAAUGUGGUUUCGUCGGCGCAAGUUCUUGCAAAUGUGGCUAACUUGUUGAAUAUUAGGGAUACUGAACUCAGCAGCUUUCUUGUGGCGAUGGGCGAUAUUUCGCUGAGGAAGACUGGUGUGGAGGAGAAAAGGGCUAAAGUGCAAAAGGAUUCUAAGCUUCUUCUUGAUUAUACUAGAAAGGCUAUUGCCAGGCUAACUUAUUUGAAAAGGACACUUGCCCAAUUGGAAGAUGAGGUACCGCCGUGUGAGGCGCAGAUGGAAAGUUGGAACACAAAUUUACAAGUGAUGGCUGCAAAAGAAAGGCAGUACAUGCAACAAUGUGCCAACUUCAAGGCGGUGCUCAAUCAUGCAGGUUAUACCCCAGAGGUUAGCCAUAGGGUUUUGGUCGAAAUGGCUGAGCAUAGAAAGGAUCUGGAGAAGAAAACUAUGCCCAUCCUUGAGACUCUAAGGAGCUACCAAGAUUUGCCUCCGGAUAAAGCUUUGGCGGUCUUAGCAAUUGAGGAUAAGAAAAGGCAGUAUGCUGCCGCUGAGAAGUAUCUUGAAGAUGUAUUGCAAUCAGCUCUUGCCAGUUCUGGGUGAUACAGUAUCAUACUUUUGAAGCUCUGGUUUUGUUUUUUGUUUUUAUAUUUGUUGUUUUGACUUUUUUCCCUUUUCUCUUUUCUCUUUUCUUGUAUUUUAUGCUUUAAGCUUCUGUUCUUUAAUCAGGCUGAAGAUGUAUACGAACUAGUAUGUUAAAGCUGGCUUUGCUAGCAGGUACAAGGAAAUCUUUUACUUUUAGUUUGGUGUACAAACAAUGGUAUAUAUUGGUACUUGAAUUAACGAAUGGAAUCAAAGACAAAUUGACAGAUUCUGACCAAUCA